This is a messenger RNA of Quercus lobata, 2313 nucleotides long. RefSeq lists its product as uncharacterized. The coding region runs from base 1 to 2313 and encodes 770 amino acids. The transcript is spliced from 2 exons. The record is from RefSeq and is a predicted model, not a curated record. Lineage: Eukaryota; Viridiplantae; Streptophyta; Magnoliopsida; Fagales; Fagaceae. Gene Ontology annotation, molecular function: nucleic acid binding; RNA-DNA hybrid ribonuclease activity.
AUGCUCGUCAAGAGCAAGGAGGAGCUCUCUCACCUGGACGACCUGGAGGAGACUUUUGCAACCCUGAGAAAACACCAGAUGAAGUUGAAUCCAAGCAAAUGUGUUUUUGGGGUAGUCUCGGGUAAGUUCUUGGGAUUCAUGGUGUCCCAGAGAGGAAUAGAAGCAAAUCCAGAGAAGGUACGAGCUAUCAUCGACAUGGCUUCACCCAAGACCGUCAAGGACGUACAAAAACUUACAGGAAGGAUAGCAGCCCUGAACAGGUUCGUCUCUAGGGCCACAGACAAAUGCCUGCCCUUCUUCAAAACCCUCAAGCAGGCUUUUGCUUGGACCGACGAAUGCGAAGCAGCGUUCCAGGAGCUGAAGCAAUACCUGAGCAGUCCACCUCUCCUGAGCCCGUCCAAAGGAGGGGAGAAUUUAUACUUAUACCUGGCAGUGUCAGCCUCGGCAGUAAGCGCAGCCUUGAUUAGAGAAGAAUGCAAGAAGCAACUCCCGGUGUACUACGUCAGCCAAGCCUUUCAAGGAGCUGAGUUCAGGUACCCAAGGAUCGAAAAGAUUGUGUUUGCACUUAUAGUAGCCUCGCGCAAGCUCAGGCCGUAUUUCCAGUCAAAUCCUAUCCUUGUGAUGACGGAUCAACCAAUUAAAAAAUCAAUGAACAAACCAGAAGCAGCAGGGAGAAUGGUCCAAUGGGCAGUCGAACUCAGCCAAUUUGACAUCGAGUACCAUCCAAGAGCAGCUAUCAAGGCACAAGCUCUGGCUGACUUCAUCGCUGAAUUCACUCUGCCAGACGAAGAUGGAAUUACAGACGAAGUUGAUAAAUGGACAAUACAGACAGAUGGUUCGUCAGCCCAAAAGAGAGGGGGAGUAGGGGUCGUCAUAACCACCCCCGACGGAGAAGUGAUGAAAUAUGGGGUUCAACUGAAGUUUCCAGCCACCAAUAACGAAGCCGAGUAUGAAGGAAUAUUGACGGGCUUAAGGCUUGGGAAAGCUCUUGGGGCCAAAAACUUGUUAAUCCAGAGUGAUUCAAAGCUGAUAAUCGGACAGAUCAGUGGAGAGUACGAGGCAAAGGAAGAAAGGAUGCAGAAAUACCUUAAACUGACAAGGCAACUAACCCAAGAGUUCGACACCGUGGAGUUCGUCCAGAUACCAAGAAGCCAGAAUGUUGGGGCCGACGAAGUAUCAAAACUAGCGUCGUCAGAAGAAGGAAAGGCGAGCACAGACAUGACAAUAGAGAUCCAGAAACACCCGAGUAUUGAAGAGGUGGCGGCGUUCUCCAUCCAGAGCACAGGCACCUGGAUGACGCCCAUAAUAUCCUUCCUCCAGGAUGGGCACCUACCUCAGAAUACUGACGAAGCCAGAAAGGUGAAGAAGAGAGCAGCCAGGUUUACGAUCCUGAAUGACGUCUUGUACAAGAGAGGCUUCUCUAUGCCUUAUUUAAAGUGCGUCAACGAGGACGAGGCCAAAUACAUCCUGGAAGAAGUACAUGAAGGAAUCUGUGGCGACCAUGCCGGCUCCAAAUCCCUAGUAAACAAAGUGGUAAGAGCAGGAUACUUUUGGCCAACCAUGCAGGUGGACGCUGCUGACAUCGUCAGAAGGUGCGACAAAUGCCAACGAUACGGGAAUGUGCAGCGGCUUCCAGCAGAGAGAAUGACGACCAUAGCUUCCCCAUGGCCAUUUGCACAAUGGGGAAUCGACAUCGUCGGUCCUCUGCCCCAAGGUAAAGGUCAGUUCUCAUCCCCAGGGCAUCCUCAGGCAAACGGACAGACGGAAGGGACGAACCGGACGCUGCUCAAGAUUAUCAAGACCAGACUGGACGAUGCGAAAGGUGCCUGGCCAGAAGAACUACCAAAUGUCCUAUGGGCUUACAGAACCACCGCCAGAACCCCAACGGGAGAAACCCCCUUCAGGCUUACCUAUGAUACAGAAGCAGUAAUCCCAGUCGAAGUAGGGGUCGCAAGUAUCAGGCGUGGAACCUUCAACAAAGAGAUCAAUGACGACGAAUUACGACUGAACCUAGAUUGUCUAGACGAAGUGAGAGUCAACGCAUCCAGCAAGAUGACGAGGUAUCAAAGGAAAAUGGCCAAAUACUAUGACAAACGGGUCAAACUGAGACGCCUGGACAUAGGGGACCUCGUCCUACGCAGGACCACCAUGGCAACUAAAGACCCUACCCAGGGAAAGCUAGGUCCUACGUGGGAAGGUCCCUACCGAGUCAUUCACUACUCAAGACAAGGAAGUUAUCACCUGGAAACCAUGGACGGACAAAGGCUCCCUCGACCAUGGAAUAUUGAGCAUUUAAAAAAGUACCACCAGUAA